Molecule: messenger RNA, 2721 nt
Organism: Diceros bicornis minor
Lineage: Eukaryota; Metazoa; Chordata; Mammalia; Perissodactyla; Rhinocerotidae
Gene: MXI1
Product: MAX interactor 1, dimerization protein
Exons: 6
Coding region: 227-1102 (291 amino acids)
Biological process (GO): regulation of transcription by RNA polymerase II
Molecular function (GO): RNA polymerase II cis-regulatory region sequence-specific DNA binding; protein dimerization activity; DNA-binding transcription factor activity, RNA polymerase II-specific
Source: RefSeq, a predicted model, not a curated record
CCUGUAGGUUCAUUCAAUCUCCCAUACACACAGACCCACUGCGAGACCGACACACACUCACACACACUCAAACACACAACUGCACGCAGCGAGGCUCGGGAAGUCAGGUCGCCUGCUCGCCUCGGCGCCUCCUCCGCUGCGGCCAGCCGCUCUCCCCUGGGGCCCUGAGCUCGGCCGGGCGGCGCAGCCCCAGAAGAGGACGAGCUCCGCGGACCCCCGUCCCCCCAUGGGCAAACGCGGGCGGCCGCGCAAGGAGGCGCGCUGCGAGCGCGCGGGGCUGGCCCCCGCCGCGCCCCCGGCCGUGGCCGCGCCCCAGCCCCCGGCCCCGGCCGAGGAGCCCGCGGGGGCCAAGCUCAGGUGCCCCUUCUCGGACAUUUUCAACACCAGCGAGAACUCGAUGGAGAAGCACAUCAACACUUUUCUGCAGAACGUGCAGAUCCUGCUCGAGGCCGCCAGCUACCUGGAGCAGAUCGAGAAAGAAAACAAAAAGUGUGAACAUGGCUACGCCUCAACGUUCCCCUCUAUGCCGAGCCCCCGGCUGCAGCAUUCAAAGCCCCCACGGAGGUUGAGCCGGGCACAGAAACACAGCAGCGGGAGCAGCAACACCAGCACUGCCAACAGGUCUACACACAAUGAGCUGGAAAAGAAUCGGCGAGCUCAUCUGCGCCUGUGUUUAGAACGCCUAAAAGUUCUGAUUCCACUGGGACCAGACUGCACCAGGCACACAACACUUGGUUUGCUCAACAAAGCCAAAGCACACAUUAAAAAACUUGAAGAAGCUGAAAGGAAGAGCCAGCACCAGUUAGAGAACUUGGAACGAGAACAGAGAUUUUUAAAGCGGCGACUGGAACAGCUGCAGGGUCCUCAGGAGAUGGAACGAAUACGAAUGGACAGCAUUGGAUCGACUAUUUCUUCAGAUCGUUCUGAUUCAGAGCGAGAGGAGAUUGAAGUGGAUGUUGAAAGCACAGAGUUCUCCCAUGGAGAAGUGGACAAUAUCAGUACCACCAGCAUCAGUGACAUUGAUGACCACAGCAGCCUGCAGAGUAUUGGGAGUGACGAGGGUUAUUCUAGUGCCAGUGUCAAACUUUCGUUCACUUCCUAGAACCCAGCAUGACAUAACAGUGCAGGGCAAAAUAUUCACUGGGCCACUUCAAACAAUCUCUUAAAUUGGGUUCAUGAUACAGUCUCCUCUUUAAAACUAAACAAAACAAAACUAUACUUGAACAAAAGGGUCAAAAGACCUCUAUUUAAGCAAAUACUUAGCAAAAAGUGGGGCAGAGCCUCCCCAGCAGAACAAAUAUCCAUAAUAUUCGUAGUUGAAAAUCACAAUUUCUAAUGGCAGCAGAAAACUUGUGUGAAGUUUUAUUUGAUUUAGUUGAUUUGAAAGAGGACAUUAGAGAUUCCAUCCUCUUUUUCUUUUCUAGUUUACUCCUACUACAUUGAGUAGACACAUUUAAGGAUGGGAUUAUGAACCCUUCCUGAGCUUUAUGGUCCUAAAAACAAACAAAAUUAAACCUAUUGUAAAGACAAGACAAGAUAAUCAGGCAUUAAUCUUGGAUAGCUAAAGAGCUAUUAAAACUCAGCCUGGGCAGCUUAUCAUAAAGCCUGUGGGAUGAUCAAUUCUUAAAAAAAAAAAAAAGCUCAUUUCAUGCUCUGCAAAAGGAGAGACUCCCAUGAAGCCUUUUGAAAGGGAUCAUCAUGCAGCUCAGCUUUCUGCUGGAUUCCAUGCUAAGCAAGCUAACUUUAUCCUGCAUUGUUAGCACUAGGGCACCCAACCGCCAGCUCGACAGUCAGCUGCUCUUAGGCUCUUGGGCAGCAUGGGGCAGUCUGUGCGUGACAGCCUCUACCACACAGGGCCUAUGAGUUCGGAUUGAGGGGCCAGAAGGAAAAAGCUCCACGUGCCUCUGUGUCUGCGUGGGCCAGAAGAGUUGUGCACGCAGAUUAGCAGGCCAAGGUCUGAGCCACGGCAGCAUUUUUAUUUCAUAUUUUGAUAACUGUUUGUAUGUGUUGAAAACCAAAAUGACAUCUUUUUAAAGCUUGUCCAUAAAAAACAUAGAUGUCUUUUAUAGUGGAAAAACACACGGGAAAAAAAUCAUCUAUUUUGAUGCAGCAUUUGAUAAUGAUAAAACACCUCACACUUCACUCUUUAUAGUGCACAAAAUGAAUGAGGUCUGGGCUAGGUAGAAAAAAGGUCAAUGCUGUUUUUGUUUUCUUUUAGAAUCAUUACCUUUUACCAGCUUUUAACCAUCUGCUAUGUAUAAUAGACACACUAUCUUAGUUAACAUAGUUAAGUUCAGCACUUGUCUCAUUUUAAUGUAAAGAUUUGCUUCUGUUUUCCUACAGGCAGUCUCUCUCUUCCUCACAAUCCCACUGUGCAGGUGCUGUUGUUGCUCUUAUCAAUAUUUUCGGAAACGUUAUUUUAAGUGAAAUUUCUAGCCUGCACUUUGAUGUCAUGUGUUCCCUGUCUUUCAAACUCCAAGGUUCCCCACUGGCCCUCUCCCUUACCCCAGGAAGCCUUUUUGGAGACCUUACCCCUGGCUCUUUGGACUUUGUAUACUUUAAAUAAUUUAACUACCCUUAAUUACUUAAAAAAAAAAGCUUUAUGAUUUUCAUAACUUAUUGCUGAUUUUAAUGGGUUAAUUUCAGUCCUGUAGUUUUGUUUUGUUUAGAUAGGGCUGGGCAAGGAAAAAGAAAAUAAAGACAACCAUAUUUAGCAGUGCA